AUGGUUCAACUCGCUUCCACCCUCGUCGCUGGCCUGGCAGGUCUUGCCAGCGUCGUCUCUGCGCAUCCGGGCCACGACGUCAAGGCCGAGGCCGCCGAGCGUGCCGCUUUCCUGAAGAACGCUCCUCUCCGCUCUCGCAGCCUGGACCAGUGCGCUACCAAGCUGCGUGCUCGCGGCCAAGAGCAGCGCAACAUCGCCCGUCGUGAGCAGGCCGUCAAGAACCUGCGCCGCAGCAUGGGCCUGCAGUCCCGCUCCCACUUCCUCAAGGCCAGAGACCUUGAUACCGCCCUCAACACCACUCACCACUCCACCCAGGAUGUUGAUCUCUCUACCGACCCCAACGUCCUCUUCGCCGACGAGGCCACCUGCAUCCUCGCCCCGGACGUCACCCAGGGACCCUACUACGUCUCUGGCGAGCUGAUCCGUAACAACAUCGUCGAGGACCAGGAGGGUGUCCCCCUCUACCUGGACAUCCAGUUGAUUGACACCAACACCUGCGAGCCCGUUCCCCAGGUCUACCUGGAUUUCUGGCACUGCAACGCCACCGGUGUCUACUCGGGCGUCGUCGCCAGCGGAAACGGCGACAGCGAUGACGAGAGCAAUAUCGACUCGACCUUCCUCCGUGGUCUCCAAAAGACCAAUAACGACGGUAUCGUCCAAUUCCAGACUAUCUUCCCCGGUCAUUAUACCGGCCGUGCUACCCACAUCCACGUGCUCACCCACCCGGCCAACGAAACCUCCGUUCUGCCCAACGGAACCAUCACCGGCCUGUACAACACCAAGACCUCCCACGUAGGCCAAAUCUUCUUCGACCAGGAUCUCAUCUCCGUCGUCGAAGAGACAAGCCCUUACUCCACCAACACCCAGGAACUGACCACCAACGCUGAGGACUCCAUCCUCGCCGAGGAAGCCGACACCAUCGACCCCUUCGUCGAGUACGUUCUCCUCGGUGACGAUGUCUCUGAGGGUGUCUUCGGUUGGAUCUCUGUUGGUAUCGAUGCCACUCAGGAUACCUCUGUUACCGCUGCUGCGUACCUUACCGAGGAUGGUGGUGUCGAGAACGAGAACUCCGGUAUGGGUAUGGGUGGUGGUGGUGGUCCUCCCAGUGGUUCUGGAGUUCCUUCUGGAGUUCCUUCUGGUGCUGCCCCUUCCGCUAGUGCCUCUGCUUAA
Molecule: messenger RNA, 1170 nt
Organism: Aspergillus caelatus
Lineage: Eukaryota; Fungi; Ascomycota; Eurotiomycetes; Eurotiales; Aspergillaceae
Product: intradiol ring-cleavage dioxygenase
Exons: 5
Coding region: 1-1170 (389 amino acids)
Molecular function (GO): oxidoreductase activity, acting on single donors with incorporation of molecular oxygen, incorporation of two atoms of oxygen; ferric iron binding
Source: RefSeq, a predicted model, not a curated record